AUGAGUCGAACCGGGUUUGGCCUCGCACGGCCAUCAAGCGAGCCGCUGGCCAAACGAGACAAGAUUGACUUGGGACAGGUGGAUGAAAAACUGGCCAAACGUGUCACGCAACAGCUGGGCCGCCUGCAGGCCGAAACGCAACUGGAGGAUGCGGCUUGGUCCUCUUUGCCCGAGGCGUGGCUGCACAAGAGCUAUGCCACCACCUUCAGCUAUGUGGGCAAGAAAAAGGCCAAACACGAGCAGCAACAUUCAGCCAUUCUGCGCCUUUAUGAAGCGCACGCCCCCCUCCUGCCCGACUCCAG
Molecule: messenger RNA, 302 nt
Organism: Monosiga brevicollis MX1
Lineage: Eukaryota; Choanoflagellata; Craspedida; Salpingoecidae
Exons: 2
Source: RefSeq, a predicted model, not a curated record